GCUGGCUCAAGUCUCAAACACAAUCUUUUUAGCUCUUCAUUUCACAAGGGUCUUCCACCCAAGCUUCAUUGCAACAUUUUUAGCUGUUUGGUUUGCAAAUUUGAAAGGUAAAGGGUUUCUCAGCUUUUGAGUUUCAAGGAUUUGGGUUGCCCUGGGAUUAAUUUUGGAAGUUAGAUAGUGUUUGGUUCAAAGAUUAUGGCAAGGAAGAAUAGGAGAAAGAAGGAAGAGAUUGCAGAAGAUUACUGCUUCAUCUGCAAAGAUGGAGGGUUGCUCAUGGUCUGUGAGUACAAGGAUUGUCUUAAAGCGUAUCAUCCUCAUUGUGUGGGAAGAGAUGAUUCUUUUGUGAAGACUGUAGAUCGCUGGACUUGCGGUUGGCAUUCUUGCUUCAUUUGCCAGAAAAACUCAAAAUUUCAGUGCUUUUGUUGCCCAAAUGCUGUUUGUGGACGCUGCAUCUGUGAUGCUGAGUUUGCAUGUGUUAGAGGGAAGAAAGGAUUUUGCAAUCACUGCUUGAUUCUUGCACAACUUAUAGAAGAAAACAUCGAUGUCGACUUUGAUGGGGGCAAGAUAGACUUCAAAGAUAGAGAUACAUAUGAGGGCCUUUUCAAGGAAUAUUGGGAGAUAAUCAAAGAAAAGGAAGGGUUAACUUCAAAGCAUGUCCAUUCCGCAGAUAAAUUACUGAAGAAGAAUAAGAACUACAGGGCUGGCUAUGAUUCAAAUGAAACUUGUGAAGGGGAAGAAGAUGAAGACGAUGAUCAAUUUGACGAAGAAAGUCACCUUAUAGUAUCUGAUUAUGAGGACCUGGAUGAUAUAGUAGAAAACAAGGCUGUGGGAAAAAGGAAGAGAUCCAAGGGAGAUAAAAGUGCAAUGAAAAAGAAGGCAAAAUCAAAGAAAAAGGAGUUCAUUGGAUGGGGCUCAAGACCUCUCAUAGAAUUUCUUUCUUCUAUCGGUAAAGAUUCAACCAAAGAAUUAUCACAAAAUGAUGUUACGACUAUCAUUACUGAUUAUUGUAGAGAGAACAAGCUUUUUGACCCAGAAAAAAAGAAGAGAGUUCUUUGUGAUGAGAGGCUACAAUCUCUCUUAGGAAGAAAGUCGGUGAUUAAAAAUAGUAUACAUAACCUCCUGAAAGCUCACUUUGCUGUGAACCUUGAGCAAUGGGAGGAAUCUGAGUUUGGGUGUAGUUCAGAAGAAAGGGAUGAAGGUGUUUUGUUCCCCUCUAAAAGGCAAAGAAAGUUGAGCUCAGAUGGAAUAUCUCUGAAGGAAUCAACUCCAAUUGUAACUCCAGUUGUACAGCGAAGCUGUUUUGCAUCCAUAGUUGUUGAAAACAUCAAGCUUGUCUAUUUGAAGAGGAGUUUAGUGGAAGAGCUGUUGAAGCAGCCUGAAACUUUUGAAGGCAAAUUAAUGGGAAGUUUUGUGAGAAUAAAGUCAGACCCAAAUGACUACUUGCAAAAAAAUACUCAUCAGCUUGUGCAAGUUAAAGGCAUAAAGAGAGCUUCAACAAAUGGUGAAACACUCCUACAAGUUUCCAAUCGUCCAAAAGAUGUAUCCAUUUGCAAGCUUUCUGAUGAUGACUUCUCUAAGGAAGAAUGUGAGGAUCUGCUCCAAAGAGUGAAAGAUGGCCUGCUCAGAAAGCCUACUGUUGUGGAGUUUGAGGAGAAGGCUAGAACUCUGCAUGAGGAUAUAAUAAAGCAUUGGAUUGUGCGAGAGCUGAUUUUAUUGCAAAGACGCAUUGAUCAGGCAAAUGAAAAGGGCUGGAGAAGAGAGCUUUCUGAAUACAUGGAUAGAAAGAUGCUGCUUCAGAAACCAUCAGAACAGUCACGGUUGCUGCAUGAGGUUCCAGAAGUAAUUGCUGAUGUAGUAGAGGAUGAACUCACUUUUGAGGACUCUUCUAGAAAAGAUAAACAAGGAUGCUUGCCAGAAUUAGCCCCUGGGACUUCUGAACUCCCCUGCACUGAUUUAAAAGGCAAAGGAACUUCUUGCUACCCAAAUGGUGGAAAAUAUCCUGCAGCUUUUGUUGCCCCAGUAAAGGCAGUCCAAUUCCGUGUGCCUAUCCCAGAAGAGAAGCAGCAGUCUGAAGGAUCUCUAUACAAAAAAUCAACUGAACAAUUUCAUAAAUUUGCCCCUGAUGUUAAAGGUGACGACAUUCUUCAAAGAGAGCAGCACUAUUCCAGGGCUUUGCAUCCUGAAGUUUUGCCACAAGGAUCUCUCACUUUUACUCCUGAAGUAAAGCAGCGCCGUUCAAAGUCAUUGCUUCUUGAAGAAUUGCCACAAAAAUCACGCACUUUUGCUCUUGAGGGCCAUUGCGAUGUUAUUUCUCCAAAAAUAAGUCAUGAACAGACAAAUGAGAAAAAGCAAAACAUGUCAACAGUUGAGUUUAUUGAGUUAAGUGAUGAUGAUGAACAAAUUCUGAAUCAUGCACCUAGAAAGCAAGCAAUUGAGAACACUGGAUGCUCUAUAUGGUAUUGUGUGGGUCCACAUGGUGAAAAAAGGGGUCCCUUUUCGAUGUCGGUGCUCAAACGUUGGAGUGAUACUAAUUCUCCAUUGAACUUCAAGGUUUGGAGGAAAGAUCAGAGUGAACAAGAUGCAGUCUCCUUGACCGAAGCUCUUAGCCAGAAUUUUCCCCAAAACUGAAGCUCUUUGCCAGAGAAUUUUCCCCAAGAUCUGAGUCAUGCACCUUGAAAGCAAGCAGUUUAGAAUUGUGAAUGCUCUUUAUGGUAUUAUGUGGGUCCACAUGGUGAAAAAAGGGAUCCUUUAUCAAUGUCAUUGCUCAAAUGUUGGAGCAAUACUAAUUCUUAUACAUCAAAUUUCUAGGUUUGGAGGACAGUUCAGAAUGAAAAAGAUGCAAUCUCUUUGACUGAAGCUCUUUGUCAGAAUUUUCCCUCAAACAGAAGAAAAAGUUAGGUUUUUGUUACUAUGAUGUCUGUUAUAUUUGAAGUCUAUGGAGUAGGAAACAGGAAGAGUCCAACUAGCUAUGAACUUGUUAGUUGAAAUGCAUCAUGUGUAUAUCUUCAAAUGGAACUAGAAUGUAAGUAUACUCAAGAAAGAAUCCUGUAGAUAGAAUAGAUGUCCUGAUCUGAAAAUUUUAGGUUGCAACUGCUGCUAUUUGCAGUGUGAUGUACAUGACAAUAGUAUAUUACAUGGAUGUUAAUUUGUUCUAGAGGUUAUCUCUUAA
Molecule: messenger RNA, 3169 nt
Organism: Quercus lobata
Lineage: Eukaryota; Viridiplantae; Streptophyta; Magnoliopsida; Fagales; Fagaceae
Exons: 11
Coding region: 196-2628 (810 amino acids)
Molecular function (GO): protein binding; DNA binding
Source: RefSeq, a predicted model, not a curated record